Molecule: messenger RNA, 1695 nt
Organism: Rubroshorea leprosula
Lineage: Eukaryota; Viridiplantae; Streptophyta; Magnoliopsida; Malvales; Dipterocarpaceae
Source: the annotation of a GenBank genome assembly
CAUAGGUUGGACGUCCACUGGUCAUUUCCAGUAUUGUUGGAUUUGGUCCUGGAACUCCAAGGAAGCAAGUGAUCAUUCCUUACAAUAUACUGCUGGAGACACCGGCGUUCCUCAGUGCUGCACUGUUGUUAUUUUUUGGAAUGUUAUAGGUCUACUUGUUUUGAUGAAUCCUUCUCUUGGCGUAAUGCUGUUUGGAGCUGUUCAAUCUACUUGGAUUAUCUUUUUGCUGAUUUGGAUUGGAUUGCGGCAGUGUAGAAGAAAGCAACAGUAUCAUGGAGUGUUGCCUCGCUUGUUUGGGUGACUUGUUUGAAGUUUUAGAAUUUUUGCUAAAUUUGUUUCUACCUGCAGGUGCUAGGUUAAUUACAGGCUACAGCUGCUAGAUAGUUACUGGUUUCUUUUGGUUGUCAAUGGCGGAAGUAACAAGGAAGCAUUCUGGAUGCCAAGAAUCUAGUCUUGACCAUGGAGUCUUUAAAGUAGAAGGAAAAGAGGCAGGAGUUACAUAUUCACAGCAAUCUAAUGGAUGUUUAAUGCUCGAACAAGAAGCAACUGAUAACACUGAAUUGCUGGAAAAGGGAAUUAUGGAAUUUGGUUGUUUGCACUAUAGACGAAGGUGUCGCAUCAGAGCUCCUUGUUGUGGUGAGGUCUUUGACUGUCAUCACUGUCAUAAUGAGGCAAUGAACCAUAUUAACAUCGAACAGAAGAAGAGACAUGAUAUCCCUCGCCAUAAAGUCAAUAAGGUCAUAUGUUCGCUAUGUGAUACUGAACAGGAGGUUCGGCAAGUUUGCAUCAACUGUGGUGUAUGUAUGGGGAAGUAUUUCUGUGAGAUCUGCAAGCUGUUUGAUGAUGAUACAUCCAAGAGACAGUAUCAUUGUGAUGGUUGUGGAAUUUGCAGAAUUGGCGGACGUGAGAACUUCUUCCAUUGCUAUAAGUGCAGAUGCUGCUAUUCUAUUCUUCUGAAGAACGGCCACCCAUGUGUUGAAGGAGCAAUGCAUCAUGACUGCCCUGUUUGCUUUGAGUAUCUAUUUGAGUCAAGAAAUGAUGUGACAGUGUUGCGAUGUGGACAUACCAUUCACACAAACUGCUUUAAAGAAAUGAGGGAUCAUUACCAAUAUGCUUGCCCUCUUUGCUCCAAGUCAGUCUGUGAUAUGUCCAAGUUAUGGGAAAAAAUUGAUGAGGAGAUUGCAACUACACCUAUGCCAGAACCGUAUCAAAAUAAAAAGGUUUGUAUCCUUUGUAAUGAUUGUGGAGCAAAAUCUGAAGUACAGUUCCAUUUUGUGGCUCAAAAAUGUCCAAACUGCAAGUCGUAUAACACUCGGCAGACAAGGGGCUAAAGUGGCAAAAGGCCAAAACAGGGGGAAUAUUUCUUGGUUCUGCUGUUGAUUUUUGCACUUGGAUUCAAAAUGAGAAGAACGACAGAUAUAUAUUCAAGUCUUUAGCAUAGAACUAUCCGGGUGAAUCAAUCAACAAAGGUCGAUGAAGGGUGGCAUGCGUGAAGUACAUGAAUGUUCGAAAAUGCCCAUCAUUGACUGGUUUAAUUGUCAUUUCAAGCAAAAUAAUGUAGCCCAUUUACUGUGGACAAAUUGUUUCUUUUAAUAAUGAAUUAAUUUCCAAAUUUGCCCUUUAAAUUGUGCACUGUUUACUGGUCUUAUUACCUUUUUACAUCCAUUAUCAAAAUAAUAAAGCUCAUUUAACUGU